UCACUGAUGUGGAACUGAAGCGGCUGAAAGAUGCCUUCAAGAGAACCAGUGGCCUCUCCUAUUACAUGACCCAGCAGUGCUUCUACAGGGAAGUGCUUGGAGAUGGAGUUCCCCCUAAAGUUGCAGAGGUGAUCUACACUUCGUUCGGAGGCUCAUCCAAAGGGCUGCACUUUAACAAUCUGAUCGUGGGUCUGGUGCUUCUGACCAGAGGACGCGAUGAGGAGAAGGCCAAGUACCUCUUCAGCCUGUUUGCCAGUGAUCUGGGCGGAUAUGCUGCCAGGGAAGAUAUCGAAGCAGUUCUGCAGGUUUUGGAUGGAGAAGUCCCAGCCUCUCUCAAGAAGUGCUUCUUUGAGGGUGACAAGGUGAACUAUGAGCGCUUCAGGACCUGGCUGCUGCAGAACAAGGAGGCCUUCACUCUGUCCAGAUGGCUUCUAUCUGGAGGAGUGUGUGUCACGCUGACAGAUGACAGCGACACGCCGACCUUCUACCAGACCCUGGCUGGUGUCACACACUUGGAGGAGUCUGACAUUAUAGACUUGGAGAAGCGCUAUUGGCUGUUGAAAGCUCAGUCCAGAACCGGCCGCUUUGACUUGGAAACCUUCGUCCCGCUGGUCUCUCCUCCCAUCCACGCCUCACUGAGUGAAGGCUUGUUUCACGCCUUUGAUGAAAAUCGGGACAAUCACAUCGACUUUAAAGAGAUCUCUUGUGGACUCUCGGCGUGCUGCAGGGGGCCCGUCGCUGAAAGGCAGAAAUUUUGCUUCAAAGUGUUUGAUGUGGACCGCGAUGGGGUUCUGUCUCGAGAUGAGCUCCAUGAAAUGGUGGUGGCCUUGCUGGAGGUGUGGAAGGACAAUCGCACAGACACACUCCCUGAGCUGCACAGUAGUGUGUCAGACAUAGUCGAGGGCAUCCUGAAGAUGCACGACACAACCAAGCUGGGUCACCUGACCCUCGAGGACUACCAGAUCUGGAGUGUGAAGAGCGCUUUGGCCAAUGAGUUCCUGAACCUGCUUUUCCAGGUCUGCCACAUAGUUCUGGGGCUCAGGCCUGCUACUCCUGAGGAGGAGGGGCAAAUCAUCAGGGGCUGGUUAGAGAGGGAGAGCAGACAUGGGCUGCAGCAAGGCCAGAACUGGUUCCUCAUCUCCAUGCUGUGGUGGCAGCAGUGGAAGGACUACGUCAAAUAUGAGCAUAAGGGCAUCGUGGUGGAGCAGCCAUCCAUCCUGAGCUCGCUUCGAAGUCCGAUGGCCACGGCCAUUGUGGAGCCUGCCCCGCCUGACAGACUGGGAGGACUGGGAGCCUUCAGCCCUGUCAGCCCCACAGAGGAGAGGUCGCCUGAUGCUGUGUCCAGCGCCUCGGAGGCCACAGAAACUGCCCUGAGCCCCCAGGUAGCUCCCUCAGCUACAGAGAGCUGUUUUGCCCGUCAGCACAACGUAUCAGACAACAACAAUCAGUGUUUCUCUGGAGCGAACGGCCACCUCCCCUCCCAGCUGGCAGCGCAGAGACCUGGAGCAAUCGACAACCAGCCUCUGGUCAACACCGACCCCAUGAAGGCCCCUACGUUAACCAUGGAGGGUGGUAGGCUGAAGCGCUCCUUGCAGCUGGUGCCUGGUAGAGACUUUGAGACGGUGCCAGAGCCGGUGUGGCGGGCACUUUACCACUGGUACGGUGCCAACCUCAGCCUGCCACGGCCGGUGAUCCUGGAGAGCAAGACAGGCCAAGCAGAGCUGGAGCUCUUCCCCCGCUACCUCCUCUUCCUCCGCCAGCAGCCGGCCACACGCUCGCCCCAGUCCAACAUCUGGGUCAAUAUGGGUAUGACCAGCCUGCGAAUGUUCCCACCGUAUUUACCCCCACCAAGAGGUAGUGUGCCAUCCCCCAACGCUCCUCUGAAGAGGAUGCUGGCUUACACCGGCUGCUUCAGCCGCAUGGCCACCAUCAAAGACAUCCACCUCUACCUGUCACAGAGGCUCCGCAUCAAGGAGGAGGACAUGAGGCUCUGGCUCUACAACAGUGAGAACUACCUCACCCUCCUGGACGAUGAAGAUCACACACUGGAAAGUCUGAAGAUCCACGACGAGCAGCAGCUUGUUAUUGAGGUCAGGAACAAAGACAUGAGCUGGCCCGAGGAAAUGUCUUUCAUUGCCAACAGUAGUAAGAUGGACCGACACAAAGUUCCUACAGAGAAAGGAGCCACUGGCCUCAGUAACCUUGGCAACACCUGCUUCAUGAACUCCAGCAUCCAGUGUGUGAGCAACACCAAGCCUUUGACAGACUACUUCAUCUCAGGGAGACACCUCUACGAGCUCAACAGAAUCAACCCCAUCGGGAUGCGAGGUCACAUGGCCAAGUGUUAUGGUGACCUAGUGAUGGAGCUGUGGAGCGGGACACAGAAGAAUGUGGCUCCGCUCAAACUCAGGUGGACGAUAGCGAAGUACGCCCCACGCUUCAACGGCUUCCAGCAGCAGGAUUCGCAGGAGCUGUUGGCCUUCCUGCUGGACGGCCUCCAUGAAGACCUAAACCGAGUCCACGAGAAGCCCUAUGUGGAGCUGAAGGACAGUGAUGGCCGGCCCGACUGGGAGGUGGCUUCUGAGGCGUGGGAGAACCACCUGCGUAGAAACCGUUCCAUCGUGGUGGAUCUGUUCCACGGUCAGCUCAAGUCCCAGGUGAAGUGUAAGACCUGCGGCCACAUCAGCGCUCGCUUCGACCCCUUCAACUUCCUGUCUCUGCCCCUGCCCAUGGACAGCUCCAUGCAUCUGGAGAUCACUGUCAUCAAACUGGACGGCUCCACGCCUGUGCGCUACGGCUUGAGGUUGAAUAUGGAUGAGAAGUACACAGGGCUGAAGAAACAGCUGAGCGAACUGUGCAGCCUGAAGCCUGAGCAGAUCCUCCUGGCUGAGGUCCAUACUUCAAACAUCAAGAACUUCCCUCAGGACAACCAGAAGGUCCGUCUGUCUGUCAACGGCUUCCUGUGUGCGUUUGAGGUCCCAGUGCCAGGUUCACCAACAUCACUGAGCUCACCCACCCUCACAGACAUCACGCCUAUAGCCAAUGGCUGCGCUGCUAACGGGCAUCUUGCUAAUACGCCCGUCCUCAUCCCUAACGGUGGGCCCAGCACCAUGGUGCCCUGCAGCCCAGAGACGCCUGUGGCCAACGGGGUCGCCAAUGGUCACAUAACACCGGUGCAGGAGAGCCCCUUCAUUGGAUACAUCAUCGCCAUGCACAGGAAGAUGAUGCGUACGGAGUUGUACUUCCUAUCAUCUCAGAAGAACCGGCCCAGUCUGUUUGGCAUGCCGCUCAUUGUUCCCUGCACAGUCCACACCAGUAAGAAGGACCUGUACGAUGCAGUCUGGAUCCAGGUGUCCCGACUGGCCAGCCCGCUGCCCCCUCAGGAGGCCAGCAACCAUGCCCAGGACUGUGAUGACAGCAUGGGUUACCAGUACCCCUUCACUUUACGGGUUGUGGGGAAGGACGGCAACUCCUGUGCCUGGUGUCCCUGGUACAGGUUCUGCAGAGGUUGUACAAUAGAGUGUACAGAGGACAGAGCUUCUGUGGGGAAUGCUUAUAUAGCUGUGGACUGGGACCCCACUGCCCUGCACCUCCGCUACCAGACCUCCCAGGAGAGGAUUGUGGAGGAGCACUGCAGUGUGGAGCAGUCUCGUCGAGCCCAGGCCGAGCCCAUCAGCCUGGACAGCUGUCUGAAGGCCUUCACCAGCGAGGAGGAGCUGGGAGAGGAUGAGCUCUACUACUGCUCCAAGUGCAAGACCCACCGGCUGGCCACCAAGAAGCUGGACCUCUGGAGGCUGCCACCCAUACUAAUUGUCCACCUGAAGCGCUUCCAGUUUGUGAACGGUCGCUGGAUCAAGUCCCAAAAGAUCGUCAAGUUCCCGAGGGAGAAUUUUGACCCCAGCGCCUUCCUGGCUCCCAGAGACCUGGAGCAGCACUGCCUCCACUCCCGCAGCGAGAGUGAGGAUCUGCUGAGGGUUGGAGAAGACAACUUGUCCUCCAUCUCUGCCCCUGCUGGCUUCUGUAACCUCCCCAAAGCCUCCCCCGCCUCAAGCAGGAAGUCGGCACCUUCUCUCAGCCGGAAUAGUAGCCCCUCCGGCAGCCCAAAGACCGGCAGUGGAGGCCGUAGACCGGGCCGGCUACGCCUGCCCCAGCUGGGCAGUAGACACCGCCUCUCUAACAGCAAGGAGAACCUGGAUGGAGCUGCUAAUCCUGAAGCCGAGGCGCCACAGGCAGACACAGAGGGCAGCUCGGGAGCAGGUGUGCCCGGAUCAGGAGAGCCGAAUGCAUCAGACUCAUCCCGCAGUAGCGAGGCGUCCAGCAGCCACUGUGACGUGGUGCUGGUGAACGGAGAGAGCAACGGGCUGAGCUCAGACUGCAGCACAGAGAGCAGCAUGGACCCCGACAACUCUCUGCUGCAGCACAGAGACAACAUGUGUCUGGACGCCAUCUACAACCUCUAUGCAAUAUCAUGCCAUUCAGGAAUCAUGGGAGGAGGCCACUAUGUGACAUAUGCCAAAAACCCCAAUGAGAAAUGGUACUGUUACAAUGACAGCAGCUGCAAGGAAGUGCACUCUGAGGAGAUCGACACCGACUCGGCCUACAUCCUCUUCUACGAGCAGCAGGGAGUCGACUACUCCCAGUUCCUGCCAAAGAUCGACGGCAAGAAGAUGGCCGACACCAGUAGCAUGGACGAAGACUUUGAGUCCGACUACAAGAAAUACUGCGUCCUCCAGUGAUUGCAGCUCGUCUUCCAUCAACCAGCACUACACCUGCUCUCCGCUUUCAGCCUGCUGCCCUGAGCAGGAACCGCCACACGUUCAGAACCUUCUGAAGAAUAUCUCACAAACUGCUAAAGACUAGUCAGACUGUGCUCUCUGUCUUUAGGGAUGCGCCGCAGCACUUUCUACACUUGAUCGCAAACAUGGAUGAGCGAAAAAGGUUUGCCAAGACAACAAUAAAGCCCCCCUGUGAAAGCACUAAACUGGUGCACUUUGCUGAGCCCGACGAUACAACCCCCACCCUGCCCUCCCGUGAGCCUCGCCAUAACAUACAUGUAACAUAUACUUGCAUACUAACGCAUCUCUGAAUGUAUGCCACAUUGGCCAAGUCAUGAGGUGAUGUUGCUUUCUUAUUGUGCAUUUAUCACUUGUGAUGUCAGAAUGAAACAAAGACAUUUGCACCUGGAGGUAAUAUUUUUUACCUGAAGAGGGAGGAUGUGUUCCAGGUGUGAAUACGAGGCUGAUAAUUAGAUAUGGCUUGAGUUUUAAAUGCCAACUGUACAUGGGGCACAACCGUUAAAGAACUUGUGUGUUGGUGUCACAUUUGGUGCCACAGGCCAACCCGAUGUCGAAAUUUGGUAUCUAGGAUAUUGGAUACUGUGAUGAGCUUUUAAAGAAUGGUUCUCCAAAGGUUUUAUUAGCGAUAGUGGAACUAGGGAAAACAUAAGUCAUACGCUACCUCAUCGCUUCCCACAGUCUGCCGGCCAACUGUACCCUAAAAGUCUGUGACAGUAUUAAUAAUAAUUAAAUGCUUCCUUCCGGUGUAGGAGACGUGGUACAAACAUUUCAGGAACACCACUCAUUUAAAACAAAAAACAUAAUCCACCCCCCUCAGCUAUCCCUUCCAGGACGCUCACACAGGUCCUGAAAGUCACAUAAAAUUAGGCAAUAUUGCCAAGACUGUGUGUCCAUCCCACAGCUGCCAAAUAUCCGUGGUGAUUCGUGCAAUGUUGACCUCCUGUGUGUAGCUACAACUCCUCUGAAAGCCCAAAACACUGAGUGUGAACCUGGGUUUGUUUAGAACAGGUGCCAUGAUUUCAAAAUAGAAAUGCAUAAAGAUUAAUAUACAGUAUAUGUUGAACCGUUUUUUUUUGUUUUUUUUUUCCCUGCUAAUGUGUUGUUUUUUUUAAGAUUUAUUUUAUUGUUGUGAUUUUUUUUUUCUUAAGGCAGGCUUCAGGAACCUCUUCAGAUCAGGAAUGAAUAUUUAGCUGGAAGCCUCACACAGAGGGAGCAGGUCUGUCUUCACAGCGCUGGUGCAACAUGCGCCUUAAAUGUGCUGCAAUUCUCCGCAGCUGAAUCAUAGUCACCUGCAAACUCCACACCUUCCCCACUAAGAGACCCCAGAGAACUGGAAGAUUAGGAAUGACUGUCAAAACGGAUUUUACCGGUUAUUUUAACAUGAUUUAACUAGUAACUUGAGACUCCUAACAUUUUCAGAUCAGCAAAGACAAAAACCAGUGCAGCACAAACCAGAGCCAUUGGGGGUUUUUGGGUUGUUUUUUUAAAAUAAUAAAUAUAUGUCAGGAAUUCUUUUUUCCUUGUCAAAGACUGUCCAAUGCUUUACCCAUGAUGCAGCUCAACCGCCAACAAACAUGAGUGUGUGUUAUGCUAAUAGUGGUUGAUGUGACCUGACGCAGCCGCUGAGGUUUUGUAACCUCACCUUAUUCUAACACAAAACCACAAAAACAUGUAAUCGUGACUUUUCAAACUCAAGUCUUUAGACCCAGCUGACACCAGCUUAAAAGAGACUUCAUACAGCUAUACAGUAGUGCUCCCCAACAACUUCAAAGACACGUUGGCCCUUUUCAGACAUGUAAUAUGUAACUUUGCUGCUUCAUCGACGGGUCUGUGUCAUUCAAACAUUGGUCACUUUUACAUCAUUGCUCCUCACAGCUUCAUGCAGACCUACCUGCCUGUCACAGCAGUGUUUUGUCAUGAGCCUGAGAUUGGACAGUACAUCAGUGACUUAGCCUACCUGUCUGGGCUGAAGAGAAAAGACUCCCACAAACAGCUGGAAGCAACAAAGUCAACUUUAGUUCUGAUAAUAUCAUAUGUUUGAUCAAAACCCAGAUUAUAUUUAUUUUAGGUGAAAUUUAUAUUUACAGAAAAUUGACCAGGGUGCUCAUUCAGAUGCCACCAGACUUUGAAUUUGAUGUGUAGAAAUCAGUGGAGUUCUCCUUUAACAACAAGCUGAACAGCAGCCAUUCAGUGUCCUGUCUGGUUGCCUGUUUUAGUAUCACUUCUGUAACCACAGGCUUCCUGCUGCACAUCCAAACAUCACUGCCAUACACCGUAUGUGAAGAUGGCUGCCUCUUCCUCCGUUGGUGUUAAAGUGAAACAUUAAAGAAGGUGCUGGUGAUGUCGUUUGCACACCAGUGACAAGAGGAGGAGGUGUGAUGUUGAGGUCCCACCUCCUGCCCGACUGUCCUCACUGUCUGGAUGCUGGCUAAUGAUGAGUAACUGCUGGCUGUCGAGCUACAUGUCAGCUGCUGUUUACCGUCACAGACUGGUUGUGGUGGUAGCUUUGCAUUUAGGACCGAGCAGGAGGCGAGACCUCAUUCCUGUCUUUACACACAGGCUGUGAUGACCGCAGCAAGGUGGAAAGAUAAACCACUGAAAUUGACCAUGAUCACCAGAUUUUCAAGGGCUGCUGAAGCAGAUGUGUGGGCUGAUGCACACCGUUAAACCACAACAUAGUCCUACAAGGUCAGGGUCUGCGUGCAGCUCUUACAUUUGUAGCUAAUAUUGUUGUGUGCUUUUUUUCAACCCUGCAUCCAAAUCUAAUUAGUAUUUCAUUUGGUUUUAAACCUUUAUGCUGCAUGUUCCUUAACAGAUCUGUGUUUAAUUCAGUUAUCAUUGUUUGCUUUUCCCCCAUUUUGUGCAUUAAUCCCACCCUGAUGGGUCCCAUAAACCCCAUUCAUAUUUCAAAAAGACGUGAUUUGACGCUGCAGAAAGAAAUUGUGUUCAAUUGGAUUUAAAUCAUUUCAGCUAGCUGCUACCAUAACGGCAGCAGACAGUCGUACAUUUCAGCCUGUUUGGGGACGAUGGUUUCAGAUUUUUUCUGAAUUAAUGAUAAAUAUUUAUUUAAUUUAAAUUCGGGAUUGUUUUAGGAAAAUCUACAAUUGCAGAGACCUAAAUCCAACUCCGCUAACUGUCUCAGGACUUUUUCCCUGUUUCCCAUGCAUGAGAUGUGCUUUCCAGAAAAAAAAUCCACAGAAAAUGUCAGUGUCAUAUAGCAUUACCUGAACCCCGUAAGCAACUCUACUGAUAUCAGAUGCUUUGAAAUGAACCAAAGCAUGUAAAAGCUGUCAGAUCUGUAAAAGCAUCACUGGACCCAACGUUUCUAGCUAAUCCUUUGUUCUCUGUGAGCUACAUCUAAAUACUAAAGUUCUAAACUUUUAAAUUGCGUUCCUCCUUUUAUCUUAAGGUGUCGCUACUCGAUGCGACUGUUGAGGUCGAUUUAACAAACCCAUGUUUGCGCUGCGUGAACUCCAGCAGCAGAUCUCAGCCUGCGUACAGCUCCUCCAGCAGGGGCUCAGUCUAAUCACUGUGAACAGACGGUCAGCAGCUCCUGAUGGACGAUUCCCCCAAAUUGUGGAUCACAGAGGAGAUGAGUCUCUGUGUUUGUUCCCCCUUUUUUUUUAGCUGCUGUGUUUGUGUGGAGAAGGCAUCGUUAUGGAUGUAUUUGGAGAGAUAUCUGUCACUGAAUGAAACUUUAUUUUCCUUUGGAAAAAGUACGUUUGUUGAACAAAUGGAAAUGUACAGAUGAGUGCUAUUUAUGUUUGCUUGCUCAGCUCUUAUUUUCUCCUCCACCCUCCUGCCUUUGCACCGAGUUGUAGACGAUGUCCAGUUUGUGUCUGUGUUUGAAACGUCAUCACAUGGCUCAAAGGGAAAAUUGUACUAAGGAUUUGUCUCUUGAGAACCCAGUUUGUAAUGUUUGCUUCAUUUAAAGGUGCAAUAGAUGUUGACUUUUUUGGGGGGCUGUGAAUGUGUCCUCAGACGACCUGUAGCUUCAACUGUAUUAACAAGAAUGCAAAAUUUUAGGUUGGGGUUAAUUUUAGCACAAUUUCCGUGAUCCAGGAACAAAGAUUUUCUGCCCAACAGAACUGAGGUGUGAUGCUGAAAUUGGGCAAACGCUGAUCCUGUAAAACGCAGGGCUAAUAUCGGAAACCCCGCCCCUCCCACAAAGCCCCGCCCAUGACCCCGCCCCCCCAGAAGAUUAGUUUGGAGUGUUGGCAGGCAGUGCAAUCUACUACUGAGCUGUCUGUCAGUGUCUGUAGCCUCUUUUUAUUUAAGUUCAUUUCUCUCAGAUCUGAACCAGACGUGUUAAUUUAAAGAACUUUUUGUAAGGUGUUUGUUGAAAGAAAGUGACAUUGCACUGACAUGAAAACAUGUACAUAAAAAAAAUGUGUUUUGUAAAUAAGCCAAUGAAAACUAUGUAUUUGAAUAUGAACUGUACAAAAUACUGUACUUGUAGUUGUAUAUGGAGUGAUACUGUUGAUCUGUAACAAAAUACCCAAGCAACAAAUUAAAUUCUGCAGAGGAAAUGAUGA
Stegastes partitus (bicolor damselfish) is the source of this 9331-nucleotide messenger RNA. It is a transcript of the gene usp32, whose product is annotated as ubiquitin specific peptidase 32. Lineage: Eukaryota; Metazoa; Chordata; Actinopteri; Pomacentridae. The annotation marks the transcript as partial. The transcript is spliced from 33 exons. The record is from RefSeq and is a predicted model, not a curated record. Gene Ontology annotation, molecular function: cysteine-type deubiquitinase activity; calcium ion binding. Gene Ontology annotation, biological process: protein deubiquitination. Gene Ontology annotation, cellular component: Golgi apparatus.